Molecule: messenger RNA, 7295 nt
Organism: Argiope bruennichi
Lineage: Eukaryota; Metazoa; Arthropoda; Arachnida; Araneae; Araneidae
Product: nuclear factor 1 C-type-like
Exons: 15
Coding region: 245-2578 (777 amino acids)
Biological process (GO): regulation of transcription by RNA polymerase II
Cellular component (GO): nucleus
Molecular function (GO): RNA polymerase II cis-regulatory region sequence-specific DNA binding; DNA-binding transcription factor activity, RNA polymerase II-specific
Source: RefSeq, a predicted model, not a curated record
UAACAAUAACAAAUGAAACAUGAUCAAAACAGUACAAUGUUUGGGUUAUUUUGAAACUACUCCAAGAAAAUUAGAUUUACAUUGUUAGAAUUAAAUUUUACACAUUUUAAAUUGAUUGAUAAUGGUUGUCUGGAAUUUCUCAAAUUUUAUUUGACUGAUUCCUUUGCCUUCUUCUUUGAAAAUGAUAUUAUAUCCAUUAUUUGAAUCAAAUUUAACUACCACGUGGCCAUAACUACAGCUUUUUAUGCCUUUGGUAAGUGAUUUUAUGCCUUUGGAUGAAUUUCAUCCAUUUAUUGAGGCUUUGCUGCCUCAUGUGAGAUCCUUCUCGUACACUUGGUUUAAUCUCCAAGCUGUGAAAAGGAAGUAUUUUAAGAAGCAUGACAAGCGUAUGAACAUAGAGGAAGAAAGAGUGUGCCGUGAGGACUUGCAGAAUGAGAGGAUAGAAGUUAAACAGAAGUGGGCUUCCAGGCUACUGGGAAAAUUACGAAAAGACAUUACACAGGAAUGUCGAGAAAGUUUUGUGCUCGGAAUUACUGGCAAGGAGACUGCAGGGUGUGUACUGAGCAAUCCAGACCAAAAAGGAAAGAUGCGUCGCAUUGAUUGCCUGAGGCAAGCUGAUAAGGUGUGGCGCUUAGACUUGGUGAUGGUAAUUCUGUUCAAGGCCAUCCCUCUCGAGAGUACAGAUGGUGAGCGUCUGGAGAAAUGUCAAGAGUGCCUCCAUCCUGCGCUCUGCGUCAAUCCUUUCCACAUUAAUGUCUCCGUCCGAGAGCUGGAUCUUUAUCUGGCCAACUUCAUUCUCUCACAAGAAGCUUUAAGUGGUUUAAGAGAUGAAUUAAAUGAUCAAAGGCUUGAAGAUCAAGAAAGUACAACCAUCAUUACAACUGGAGUUUUUACCUCAACAGAGCUUUACAAGCUUUCUAAAGGCUCAAUUCUGCAGCCUGUAAAUGGUGUUCAGCACCAGCAACAACAGCAGCAAUCACAACAAGAACCUAAAGUAGAAGUUGUUAAUGGAAAGCAACAUGUUCAACAGCAUGUGAUACAAGUUUGCUCCCCUUAUUAUUAUACAACUGAUGGAAAUCCCACAGAACUGAUUGGUAUACCCAGAGUAGUGAGUACUCUGAGUGAAAGUAAUGUCGCCUCUUCUCCUAAUGCUGAUGAUCCCUCUAGUCCUCCCUGUGAACCUCUUAAUAAAAGGGUCCGGCGUCUCUCUUCAAAUGAGGAUGAACUUGAAAAAAGUGCAACUGGGGAUAGCUCAUACUAUGUUCACAGUCCCACGAAUCUCAACAGUCCUGCAUCUUGGAGUGGAGAUGUAGACCAUGUGCAAAACUCUUCUGUGCUACAAGGUACCCUAACAAGUCGUGCUGGAGUAAUAAAAACGGAGGGCUCAAGCAGUUUUAUCCCAGUGAAUGCCAAUUCUCCUCUGUCACCGGCACCUGUUGAAGUUAUCUUGACAACUUCUUCCAGUAUCACAUCACCUUCAUCCCAAAGUGUGGUUUCUCCUAGAAGUAGAGAUGGGGUUCUGAACUUUUGUACUGCAGGUUUGAGCCAAGCAACUAAUCUUGCUCCAUCUACAACCACUCUUGUUGUGCCUUUGCAGUCUACAGGGCCCUAUUAUCUUGUGACUCAAGGAAAAUACCAAGAAAAUGGAGACACAUUGUCAGAUUUUGUAAAUUUGGUUUGUCAAGAGGCUCAUAAUUCUAGUACUAGUUCUCAGUCUAGUACAGAAUCUGAAGUCCGCAGUCCAACCAAAAUGGCCCAUUUUUAUACGAGUUCCAUGUUGCCUCCUCCUCCGCCAGCUCCUGUUGCUCAGCGUGUUGCUAUCAUUCAGUCAUCAGAUUUGAAUUCUGUCUCCCCUUCACCACCACCUGCAUCACCUCAAUCACCUAAAUCAAAUGAUGGUCUACAAGAUGAAGACUCUCACUGCCAUCCAAUCCAAGGCAAUGAUGCCCACUGCCAUCCUAUACAAGAUGAGGAUCCUCCAUGUCAAGCAUUGCAAGAUGAAGACUCCCACUGCAAUCCCCUACAUGAUGACGAUCCCAGAUGCCACCCAAUGAGAAAUGACAAUGAUCCUCGCUGUAGCAGUCCAGUGACAGAUGAUAUUUCAGAUCAGCCUUUAUCACCUCCUAGUUCAUCUUCGGGACCAAAUGUGAGUAAUGCAGAAACUCCGCCUUUGAGUCGGUCCAUUCUCAAUAGUCCUUUUACUACUCUAGUCAGAUCAGAACAUACUUUUGCACACAUACACCCACAAGCACAGUUGUUUUCAUAUCCUAACAUCAGUCCCUUGAGUGGUGUCAUAAGCCCAACUAGUUUAUCUAUGUUCACAUCACCUGUGACAACGCCUCGAACCACUCCUCGCACGACCCCUAUCCCCAGGUGGAGCGGACAAUUUGUUUCUCUUGAUGACAACAUUGAUUACAGUGUCAUGGCUGGACUAAUGCAUUGUAGUACAUCAGACUCGGAUCCACCUCAUAUAAUUGAGCGUUUCUUCCCAGUGGUGCAUACAAACGAAGCAGUUGAUGCCAGCAGCCAGACUGGCACAGCAUCCCCCAUUCCCAUGAAAUCUGAGCCGCCAUCAUAGAAAUCACUCAAAGGGCACCAAUACUCACUGUGGUAUCUCACUCAUUUACUCAAGCAAUAUCAGUGCUUUUAAAUCUCUUAGUAUUAAGAUAGAAAAUGUGUUUUUAAUGCUUCGAUUUACAGAAGACAUGGUACUGCUUUUAAAGUUUGUGAAGAAAAUAUAUUUCUGGACAAUGAAUUCUUUAAAUGGCGCUAUUGAUUUUUCAUCAUACAGUAUAAGGUUUUUGAUUUCAUAUAAAUCAAAUUGUUAUGGUCAGAAACAAAGAUAACAGGAAAUUUGAAAAACUCACAUUUAAAAGUGAAACAAAAAAUAUUUGCUAUAAUUUUCUAUUAUCAUGCAUGAAAGAAAGCUGUUUUUCAUUUAAUUUUAUGACAUGCAUAUUUAUAAAAUUCUAUGAAUAUUCAUUAAAUUAUGUUGUUAUUGUGUUUAUAGCUAAUUAGUGAAAUAUUAAUUUUAAAUUCUUCUGACCUGCAGGUGAUAAAUUAUUUAUUUUCAGUUAUGCUGUGUUGUGGAAAUUCUUUUCUUAUAAUUUGAAUAAUUUUUAUAACUUCUCAGAAAUUAAUUUUUGUGAAAGAUUUCCAUGAACUUUUUCAAGAAAAUAACUGAUCAAUCUGAACUGCUUACUAUAUUCAGAUUCUUUUAAAGAUCUUUGAGGUUUUAAAUCACAAACUUUAGAAGCUCUACUGUGAUAAUUCAGAUGUUGGGUGAUAAGAAUUUUAAAAUUUUUAUGCCUUUGAUAUAGCAGUCAGCUAAGCUGCCUUGAAUUUUUUUAUAUUGAACCUCUGUUUUAUCAAGAUCAGAAAAGCCUUCAUCAGUUAAAUAAAAAUUCUCUUUUUUAUAUCAUUGCAUUUAAAUAAAUAUGUCAAAUAUUCAUUUUUGCAUUGGAUUUAUUUCCGAUAAGACAUUUUUAUUACUUUUUGCUUUGGUCUGGUUUUAUAUUUGUUAAUUUAUCUUAGUUAUAGACUUGAAAUGUUGCUAUGAUGAUUGCAUUUAUAAUGUUAGUCAUUAAAAAAAUUAAUUAUUUAAUUUUAUUAUUGAGCCUGAAAUCUUAUUGUCUGUUGCUGCUUAUUUGUUUGAAACUCUCCUGCUUUCUUUUAUAAUCAAAAUAAUUAUAUUCAAUUUGUAUUUUAAGUGAGUGCUUACAUUCAAUGGUUUAGCUAGAUAUGAUUGUAAUAUGAAUACCAAAUUCAGAAUUUGGGGAUUAGACAUUCAUUCAUAAAGGGAGUAAAUCUAGUUUAUUUAAUGUGCACUAUUAAUUUUGCACUUAUUCAAAGUUUUUGAAUUUAAAAAAUCCAGUUUCUUCAGGGUACAAGCUUUAAACUUUUUUUAUAAAUUUCAAAAAUGGAAUUUUUUUAUUUUUUAUUUCAGGCUUCUAUGUAUAAAGGGGUAAUAGAAAAAAUUUAUGAGCUGUUGUUGUUACUAAUAAAUACUGGAUAGUCUAACUUCAUUUAAACCAUCUCCAUGAAUUCAAAAGCCUCUCAAAAGUCGAUGCCUAUAACUGGAUCUGUUAAAAUGACAUUUCUGGGGAAAUUUAAACUAAGAAUAUGGAAGGAAAAUGUCUAUUUAGUUUCACUAUAAUGACAUUCUGGAAAGGGCUUCAAGGUAGGUAGGCGGGACAUUACAAAGGUUUAGCACAUUAGUUUGUCCAUUAAUAAAUAGUGAGAGAGUCAUCUUCUGUUCUUUUAUAAAUUUGCUAUUGACACCUUCAAGACCUCUACCAAAGUACCAUACAUGAUUGUGUUGAGCUUUUCAAAUCUCUUUUAUUUCUAUUUUUAAUUGAGAAUUCAAAGAAAGUCAGUGCUUUAUCUUCAUGCAUGGGUUUAGCAAAAGCAGUCUUGGCCAAGACAUCAAGACAUGAAAGUUUUGUGUCCAGUCAGAAAGGUACUGUAUAGAGACAUGACUCUGUUAAAACUCAUAUAUCUUUAAAAUCUUACACAACAGCAGUAUCAAUAUAGUGCAGGCUUUUAUAAAUUGCAAUGAACUCAGACCUGAAUAUAGAACAGGCGUCAAUGUUUCUGGUAUUAUUUGUGCUGGCAAAAUUUUCCAUAUGAAUUGGAAAUAUCUUCAUCGCCCCUCCUACCAUCAAUAUACAUCUUUUGGGCAGAUUGGGGAAUUCAUUGAAUGGUUUUUAGAGCUAUUUGUUUGAUCAAUACUGGGCCAUCUUAUUUUUAGUUAGCCUUAUAACAUGGAAGUGUUGGAAGUUAUCAGGAUCAAAACUAAAAUUAAGAAGCAAUUUCAAGAAGUGUGUCUUUAUAUUACAUAUAGGUAGGUCUAUCUCUUUCACCAAAUAGCAGAAGCUCUGUAUUUCAGGAACUAAAUAUAAAGAUGAAAACUUUUGAAUUUUUAUAUCAGCUUAUCAAAUAUUAUUAAAUCAGCUUUUGAUUUAAAAUAUAAUAUGUUGAUAUAUGUAUCAAUUGGAUAAGUCAAAUUAUCCUUUUAAAUUACAUUUAUAAGUCUUGUUAGCAUUCUGUUUUUAUACUAAAAAGUAUUUUAUUUACUAAAAAUUGGGAAUUUGUCAGUAUAUCAUGAAUUAAUCCUUUUGAAAUGUUUAUGUUACCUUAAGAAAUAUCGAAGUCACAUUUUUCACAGAUAAUGUGAUAAUAGAUACAAAUAAUAAAUAAGAUAUUAGCCAUAUGUAGAAUAUAAUAAUACUUUGAAGAGUUCCAUGAAAGCAUUUUCUUAUUGCUUAGACAUCCAGAAAGAUCUGAAUGGCUAUUGCUGUUACAGCAUAAGUGGAAAUUGAAUGUGAAAUCACACAGUGGCCAUCGCUGGCCAUGAUACAAUCCUUCCCGUAGGAAAUGCAUUCCUUCAUUAGAGUGAAGAUAACUUAAAUCCACACUAUAUCUAUACCCAUCAAAGAAAUGAGAAUCUACUUUUUUAUGCAGUAACUUCUCAACUACUGAUUCAUGGUUCCCUUCAGUAGGACAAACACGAAGUAGAUGCAAAACUGGGCUUAAUAGUCUUAUCUUUUUGAAAGUAAUGUUCUGUUUAGAAAUUUAUUGGUGUUGAUAUAUAAUUUCUGUGCAACAAAAAUAAGCAUGUUAUAAAUAAAAAAAAAAAAAGAAUGAGAAUUUUUAAAUAUAUAUAUAUAAUGGACAUGAAAUAGAAGAUUUGGAAGCAGUUUGGUGUGAUUUCUUUAAUGAGGUUUUCAAUAAUUUGCUCAAAGCUAAUAGCAGCCAGGAACUAACUUCUUAUGUGCAAGAUAUUUUCUCAUAGAAUAAUUGUAUUGUAAUGCUAAAUUAAUUAGGGCAUAUUAAAAUUUCUAAAAUUAGAAUUUUCAUCUCUUAAAUUAUGAAUGAAUCUGCAAUUAAUUAGAUUAAUAAAAUAAUGUUUUUGUGCCUUUUUAAAGUAUCUGUGCCUUAACAAGUAUGGCAUUUUCUUACUAGCUAUUCCAUUGAAUGCCAUGACUGUUUAAUUUUUAUUUUUAAAAUUGCAAGCAGUUUAGACAAAUUGCAGGAUGUGUAGUCUAAUUAUGGCUUAUUAGCUGAUUCCUAAACCAUUAGAGAUAAACAUAUAUUUCCUAAGGGAAAUCUACUGUCAAUAAAUUCAAAGUUUUGUAAGUUGGUCAGUUUGACUUCUGAAGAAUGGUACUUAUUUUUUAAUGGUGGUGUGCCAAAAGUAUUUUAUUAAAUAUGAGUGAUAGGACUAGAUAAUUAUAUAAAAAUUUAGGCAUCAUAAUUUUACAGCAUUCGUGUAUUGAUUCAAACAAAUUAAAAUAUAAUUUCUCGUAUCAAUUAAAGCAUUUUUCCAACUGAAAGUAUUUCUUAUUGGUAAGGGUUUAGAAAUUAGCUAUUGAGCAUGUCUAGACUGAAACUAAUAAUUGAUAUAAUUGUUGAUAAUUUAUUGUUGAUAUUUAUUGGAAAUACCAGUCAUAUUUAUUAUAUUGCCAAUUAUGCUUAUAUUGAAAUAUCCUAGUAUCUUUCUAUAGUUAGAUGCUUAAGAGAUGGCUUUUAGAGGUCCGAUAUGAGUGCAUAAUUGUGAGUCUAAAGCAAAAAUUUAGAAAUUCCAUUUUUUUAUUUUAUUAUGUACAAUUUCUAAGAUUGCAAUUUUUCUUUAAAUGAAAUAUAUUGUAUGUCAGAUUGAAUCUGAAAGUGGAGUCUUGCUCUCUUCUAACAUAUGUAGCUGUACUUUUUUAAUACGAUUCUUUAACUUUUUCUUUGCAUUGAUUCAAGGCAGUUAUAAAGUAUGUGAAACCCAACUCUGUAAUUAUUUUUAGAAUGCUGAACGUAUAAAGAGAAACUUUGAAGCAAGGUAUAGCAUCUCUUUCAGAAUUUGGUAAAUUAGCCAAAGGUAUCAUCUGUGAUACUUUAGCAUAAUAAAUACAAAUAAGGAAUAUAUAAAUAAAUAUAUGUAGAUAUCUUUAUAAGAAUUUUAUAGCGUAAUGUUCAAAAUGAAACUUGUUGUAUGAAAAUAUGUAUUGUUAAUAUUGUUUUAUUAUUACAUUUUUAUUGUGUGUUAACUAGUUUGUGCCAUUUUAUGUUUUAAGUUCAAUGUCAUGUAUACCUGUAAAUACAAAAUAAUUACUAAAAAAUGAACUUUGCUUAAUUUAAUGAAUUAUUGAGUGUGUCUUCAUUUAAUAAAUUAAAUUAUUUACAUACUUUAAAUUAGAAAAAAUAAUAUAAAUUUUUUUAGUAACUUCGUUUAGGAAUUUCAUAUCAUUUCAUUAAGAUAUGUAUAUAAUAUAUAUAUAAAAAGAAACCGCUUCAGGAAUGUUCUC